Messenger RNA from Phytophthora sojae, 531 nucleotides. RefSeq lists its product as hypothetical. The record is from RefSeq and is a predicted model, not a curated record. The transcript is spliced from 4 exons. Lineage: Eukaryota; Oomycota; Peronosporomycetes; Peronosporales; Peronosporaceae. The coding region runs from base 1 to 531 and encodes 176 amino acids.
AUGGUGCAUUUCGUCGUGCAAAGCACUGACCAACAGCUUGAGCCGGCGGAAACUCAGUUCCCCAACGCAAUCGUUAUUGGGUGUCUGUUUCACCUGAAGCAGGCGCUCAGGCGUGCGAUGAAGCGGUUCCUGAUCCCGGAGGAAGAAUGCGGCAUUGCGAUGACCCAUGGGGUCCUCGACAUGCUAACGGUGGUUGACCACAGCUUGAUUGAGCGAUGCAUCAAGUGGGUUAAGCGCGAGAUCCGACAGUGCUUCGACUACGACGUGAGCGUGUGGAACGUGGCCGGUCUGAACAACGAGCACAAACAACCCUCUAGAGAGACACUUUCAGCUGAAUACAUUCAGCGUCUGGCUGACGUUCCACGCGGGCGCGCGCGCCGUACUACACGCGAACGUUUUCAGCUGCCCGUACCCGUUGAUCUACCGGACGACAUCCCCGAUGACUCGGACGGCGACACGCCUGCGGUUACCGAGCUGCCGUCGGACAGCUCGUCGGAUGAGGACGACGGAGAAGCUGUGCAAGAGCUUUAA